Messenger RNA from Fukomys damarensis (Damara mole-rat), 3077 nucleotides. It is a transcript of the gene Vps35l, whose product is annotated as VPS35 endosomal protein sorting factor like. Lineage: Eukaryota; Metazoa; Chordata; Mammalia; Rodentia; Bathyergidae. The coding region runs from base 77 to 3061 and encodes 994 amino acids. Gene Ontology annotation, cellular component: endosome. Gene Ontology annotation, biological process: endocytic recycling. The record is from RefSeq and is a predicted model, not a curated record. The transcript has 30 exons.
GGGGGCGGGGCGGGGCGGGGCAGGGGGGAAGGGGCUGCGGCCCAGGCCCAGGCCCGGCGGUCACGGGACUGGGAAGAUGGCGGUCUUCCACUGGCACUCCAGGCACAGGAACUACAAGGCUGAGAUUGCGUCCUGCCGGCUAGAGGCCGCGCCGCUGGAGUUCGGGGACUACCACCCACUGAAGCCCAUCACGGUCACAGAAUCAAAGACAAAGAAAGUAAGCCGGAAAGGAAGCACCUCUUCCACGUCGUCGUCUUCUUCCAGCUCUGUGGUGGACCCGCUGAGCAGUGUCCUCGAUGGAACGGACCCACUUUCCAUGUUUGCAGCCACUGCUGACCCCGCAGCUGUGGCAGCAGCCACGGAGAGCUCCAGAAAGAAACGCAACGGAGAUGACAACUCCAUCGUAGGAUCUGAUUUUGAGCCUUGGGCCAACAAGCGGGGAGAGAUCCUUGCCCGGUACACAACUACGGAGAAGCUGUCCAUUAAUCUUUUCAUGGGAUCUGAAAAAGGCAGAACUGGGACCGCCACUUCCGCAAUGUCAGAGAAAGUCCGGACACGGUUGGAAGAGCUGGACGACUUUGAGGAGGGGUCCCAAAAGGAGCUGUUGAACUUGACGCAGCAGGAUUAUGUGAACCGCAUAGAGGAGCUCAACCAGUCGCUCAAGGAUGCCUGGGCCUCAGACCAGAAAGUGAAGGCCCUGAAGAUUGUCAUUCAGUGCUCAAAGCUUCUUUCGGACACAAGUGUUAUUCAGUUCUACCCAAGCAAAUUUGUCCUCAUCACCGACAUACUGGAUACAUUUGGAAAGCUGGUCUAUGAGCGCAUCUUUUCCAUGUGUGUGGAUAACCGCAGCACCUUACCAGAUCACUUUUCUCCAGAGAACGUAAAUGACACGGCCAAGGAGACAUGCCUGAAUUGGUUUUUCAAGAUUGCUUCCAUCAGGGAACUCAUUCCAAGAUUCUACGUGGAAGCAUCCAUCCUGAAGUGCAAUAAAUUCCUUUCUAAAAUGGGGAUUUCGGAAUGCCUGCCCCGCUUGACCUGCAUGAUCAGAGGCAUUGGGGACCCGCUGGUGUCGGUGUACGCCCGGGCGUACCUGUGUCGGGUGGGAAUGGAAGUGGCUCCACACCUCAAAGAAAGCCUGAAUAAGAACUUCUUUGACUUUCUCCUUACAUUUAAACAGAUCCAUGGGGAUACGGUACAGAACCAGCUGGUGGUCCAGGGAGUGGAGCUCCCGUCCUAUCUGCCCCUGUACUCACCUGCCAUGGACUGGAUCUUCCAGUGCAUCUCCUACCAUGCCCCCGAGGUUUUGUUGACAGAGAUGAUGGAAAGAUGUAAGAAACUAGGAAACAACGCCUUGCUGUUGAAUUCUGUGAUGUCAGCCUUCCGGGCUGAGUUUGUGGCCACUAGGUCCAUGGACUUCAUCAGCAUGAUUAAAGAAUGUGACGAGUCUGGUUUCCCCAAGCAUCUCCUUUUUCGCUCACUUGGCUUAAACUUGGCCUUGGCUGAUCCACCUGAGAGUGAUCGACUCCAGAUUCUCAACGAAGCUUGGAAAGUCAUUACUAAAUUGAAGAAUCCACAGGACUACAUUAAUUGUGCUGAAGUGUGGGUUGAAUACACCUGCAGGCAUUUCACGAAACGAGAGGUGAAUACUGUUUUGGCCGAUGUCAUCAAGCACAUGACUCCAGAUCGCGCAUUCGAGGAUUCCUACCCUCAGCUUCAGUCAAUAAUUAAGAAAGUUAUUGCCCACUUCCAUGACUUCUCAGUUCUUUUUUCAGUGGAAAAAUUUCUGCCAUUUCUGGAUAUGUUCCAGAAAGAGAGUGUGCGAGUGGAAGUUUGCAAAUACAUCAUGGAAGCCUUUAUCAAGCAUCAGCAAGAGCCCACCAAGGACCCCGUGAUUCUGAACGCCCUUUUGCACAUUUGCAAGACCAUGCAUGACUCCGUGAAUGCACUCACUCUCGAGGAUGAGAAAAGAACACUGGCUCAUCUGAUUAAUGGAUUUAUUAAAAUGGUUUCCUUUGGCCAUGAUUUUGAACAACAGCUCAGUUUUUAUGUCGAGUCCAGGUCGAUGUUUUGCAAUCUGGAGCCUGUUCUUGUGCAGUUGAUUCAUAGUGUGAACCGACUGGCAAUGGAAACAAGGAAAGUAAUGAAAGGAAAUCAUUCCAGAAAGACGGCUGCAUUUGUCCGGUUGAAAGGGACUUCAAGCUGGACUGCCUUUAGCAGCAACGCCCUCCCAUCCGAAUGUCCCGAGUUCCUCCUCAUUUGCAGCCACGCACUCUGCUGGACCUGCAGGACCUCAUCCGCCUCUCAGGACUGCCUCUGUCAGGCACCAUGGAGGGGGAAGCAGCCUGCAUUUCCCAGAGUUCUCACGCUCCCACUUUUCUUCUCUCUUGCAGCUGAUGCAUUUUUUAAAGCUGCUAUAAGCCUCGUUCCAGAAGUUCCAAAGAUGAUAAAUAUUGAUGGAAAGAUGCGGCCGUCGGAAUCAUUCCUGCUGGAAUUCCUCUGCAACUUCUUCUCCACCUUAUUGAUAGUUCCGGAUCAUCCUGAACACGGGGUCCUAUUUCUCGUUCGAGAGCUUCUCAAUGUGAUCCAGGACUACACCUGGGAGGACAACAGCGAUGACAAAAUCCGCGUCUGCACCUGUGUCCUGCACCUGCUGUCCGCCAUGAGCCAGGAGACCUAUCUGUACCAUAUAGAAAAAGUUGACUCCAAUGACAGCCUCUACGGUGGAGACUCUAAGUUCCUGGCUGAAAACAGCAAGCUGUGCGAGACAGUGAUGGCUCAGAUCCUGGAGCACCUGAAAACACUGGCCAAGGACGAGGCCUUGAAGCGCCAGAGCUUGCUGGGCCUGUCCUUCUUCAACAGCAUCUUGGCCCACGGAGACCUACGCAACAACAAGCUUAACCAGCUCUCUGUCAACCUGUGGCACCUAGCACAGAGGCACGGCUGCGCAGAUACCAGGACUAUGGUGAAAACUCUAGAAUAUAUCAAGAAGCGAAGCAAACAACCAGACAUGAAUCACCUGACUGAGCUGGCCCUGAGACUCCCUCUGCAGACAAGGACCUGACCCUGGUCUUCCAGUC